Molecule: messenger RNA, 1545 nt
Organism: Aethina tumida (small hive beetle)
Lineage: Eukaryota; Metazoa; Arthropoda; Insecta; Coleoptera; Nitidulidae
Product: ITG-like peptide
Exons: 6
Coding region: 167-829 (220 amino acids)
Source: RefSeq, a predicted model, not a curated record
UGCAUUCAGCAACGAAUCCUUUAUUGUAACGGAAAGCCACUCCGCAACAUCUCUCAUCACCGUUUUGAUUUUUGGAGCCAGUGUGUGCCAGCUUUUCGAACAGGCAAAUUUGUGAAUAAGUUCGUGGUUUAGUGGAUCGAACGUGAGCCCCCAAAAAAACCUUAAAAUGCCGACACUCGUCACAAUCUUGGCUCUAUGCCUCGUCGGACGGCAGGCACACGCAUGGGGUGGCCUCUUUAACAGAUUCUCCCCAGAAAUGCUCCAAAAUCUCGGCUACGGAGGCCACGGUGGAUUUGCCGGUGAAUUGGAUUUAGAAGAGAAACUGCGUGGUGAUGGAGAUGAAGGCAUCCUCGAGGAGUUUGCAAAGGAGGGUGACAUGGACCCCUGCUACGGAAAACCGUGCACAGCCAACGAACACUGUUGUCCCGGCUCCGUUUGCGUCGACGUUGAUGGAGUUGUCGGUUCCUGUGUGUUCGCCUACGGACGUCGAGUGGGUGAGCUUUGCCGACGGGACAGCGACUGCGAAUCCGGCUUGGUUUGCGCCGAGGCAGAGCCCGACGUACCAACAAGAGUCUGCAGACCCCCGGUACACCAGGAUAAACAGUACUCCGAAACAUGCAACAUGAGCAGCGAGUGCGACAUAUCCCGCGGCCUCUGCUGUCAGCUACAACGUCGUCACAGACAGGCCCCCCGCAAGGUUUGCUCUUACUUCAAAGACCCGUUGGUAUGCAUAGGCCCAGUUGCCAUCGAUCAGAUCAAAAACGCUGUACAACAUACAGCGGGUGAGAAACGCAUCACCGGCAUGGCAUACAAAAGACCCAUGCACUAAAUAUCGCAACAGAAAACCCACUCUCAAUACUGUACAUUGAAAAACAUUUACUGUUAGUUAAAUAAUAAUGAUGAUGGCAAAGUUGUACGGAACGUGAACUUUAUUGUAUUCGUUGCAAUCGACUGUUGUUUCUCAUUUUCCUGAUUUUCUUUUGUUCUGAGCCCUCCAACUGUCGCUCACGCUGUGCAAUUUUGCCAUGAAAUAAUAUUAAAGAACAUACGUACAUAAGUACCAUAUAUUUUAGAUUUAUUGGCUGAGGUAUUUAUAGUGACUAAGGUGUUUAAAUCAAAUUAAAAGGCCUAGUUUAGUCAUUUGAUGAAACAUAUCGUAGUUUGUAGAAGAAAAUUGAAUAAAACGUAUGCAUACAUUGCAUGAGUUGCAGUGCUGCUAUUAGAGAAAGCACUAACUUAUACUUUACAGAACUUCAACUUUAACCGUCUAACUGUGAUGAUUUAAUGUGGUGGUACCGUAAUGACGUACUCACGAUCAAUCCCAAAAAAUCGAGCGCGUCCUAUAACAAUUAUCAAGGUUUAAGGAGCAGGAAGUGACGGUUGAUCGUGGGCAUGAUUUCGGUGCAGGCUUUAUAAAAUAGUUCGUCGUACUGAAAACGGUACGCGGUUGAUACAUAUCAUACUAUACAUAUCAUAUUACUAUAUAUCGAUGUUAUAUUAUAUUGUGAAACAAAUAUUUAAUAAAUGUCUACAGCAAUUAUCUCA